AUGGAGCCUAGGAAGGACAGGUUAUAUUGGGUGUUCUCAAGUACUGGGGUGUAUACAGUAAAGUCUGGGUACAGAUUGGCCAAAAGUAAGAAAAUGAGGGAGAGUCAAGAGAGGCAUAGAGCAGAAUCCAGUGUAGGAAGGGGCAGCCAUAAGGGUGAAGGUGAGAUUUCCAAUGGCUGGAGUUUGCCUCAGAAGGGCUGGAUUAAGAUAAACUCAGAUGCUGCAUUACAACAGAAUGAAGGUUUGGCAGGUUGGAGAAUGGUUGCAAGGGAUUGGAAAGGGAAUGUUCUAGGAGCUUGGGCAAUACCAAACUCUAGUUGUUCCAAUCCAAAGCUAGAAGAAUCAAUGGCAUUAAGAGCAGCCAUGGUGAAGGCGAAGCAGCAAGGAUGGAGAAGGGUGAUGUUUGAAUCAGAUUGCCUUAUGGUGGUGGAAGAGAUUAACAGGGAGCAGACUAAUGUGAUAGGAUCAGUAGUGUUAUCUGAUAUCAGGAAACUUAGAACAAAAUUUGACGAAUGUUGUUGUACUUUUACCCGAAGAGUAAACAACUCUGUUAGUCACACACUUGCCAAAAUGGCAUUAAAGUUGAGAGAACAAACUGAAUGGAAGGAUGUCUUCCCAGGCUGGCUACUUGAGCUGGGGCAAGCAGAUGUUGCGGGCCGUUGCCCAUCUUUUAUGUAA
Messenger RNA from Coffea eugenioides, 678 nucleotides. RefSeq lists its product as uncharacterized. The record is from RefSeq and is a predicted model, not a curated record. NCBI's taxonomy places the organism in Eukaryota, Viridiplantae, Streptophyta, Magnoliopsida, Gentianales, Rubiaceae. Bases 1 to 678 code for a protein of 225 amino acids. Gene Ontology annotation, molecular function: RNA-DNA hybrid ribonuclease activity; nucleic acid binding. The transcript is spliced from 2 exons.